CUCUAAUAUCAAAAAUAUAUGUGGCCGACUAGAUAGAAUCGAGCAGCACUGAAUUUUAUUAGGAAUCCUAAAAAUUAUCAACAUCACGAGAAUUUCUUCCUGUUCCUUUAGUUGACGUUCAGCUGUUUUUAGGGAUAGUGUCACUUCAUUUUAUUGACGUGGUUUUUGAAAAAAGGAUUUUAAGAACCGUGAGGGAAAGCUGAUACUUGGGUAAAACAUGGAUUCCGAUCCAACCGAGGAAAAUACUCAAUCGGCUAGCAAUAUAGUAUUUGAGGCCUCCACACAAACCCCUACCAAUGAACCCUGUGAUUCUCCUAUGUUUACUCAGAAGGGAUAUUGCCUUAAAACUAAUGGGCAUAGCGUUCAAGCCCUAACGAAUAUACAGAGGAUGAGGCAACAUGGACAACUUUGUGAUAUAUCGUUAAAAAUAGGAUUAGAAAAAUUUAGAGCCCAUAAGGUCAUUCUAGCUUCAGUUAGUCCGUAUUUUUAUGCAAUGUUCAAUGGUGAGAUGAAAGAACACAAUCUUUCGGAAAUAGAAAUACACGAUAUGGAUCCGACAGCUAUAGAUCUACUCAUAGAAUACGCAUAUACGGGUCAAAUUACAGUUACACCAGAUAAUGUUCAAGUGCUGCUUCCUGCAAGCAGUCUUCUGCAGAUGCAGGAAGUGCGAGAGGCAUGCUGUAGGUUUUUGCUACGUCAAUUGCACCCUACAAAUUGCUUAGGAAUUAGAAGUUUCGCAGAUACACAUUCGUGCAAAGAACUUCACUUGAAGUCUCACGUUUACGCUUUACAGAAUUUUCAACAAGUUGUCGGUACAGAAGAAUUUUUACUUCUACCGUUUGAAGAAGUCAACGAACUAAUCUCGAACAGUCAGUUAAAUAUUUCUUCUGAAGAAGACGUCUUUACUUCUGUACUAAAUUGGGUAAAACAUGAUCUUGCAGAAAGAAGUAAAUAUAUAUCUAGGUUAAUGCAACACGUACGACUUCCAUUAGUUAACCGAGAGUUCCUUAUGACAAGGGUGGACAACGAAAAAUUAAUAAGGGAAAACAACGACUGUAGAGAACUACUGUUAGAAGCUAUGAGAUAUCACCUUGCACCUGAACGAAGGUGUGUUUUAUCGAGUUCUAGAACUUUGGAAAGGAAACCUAAUGGUGCUCAACCUUACCUGUUCGCGAUAGGCGGAGGCUCCCUAUUUGCAAUACACUCAGAAUGUGAAGUAUAUAAUCCAAAAUCUGAUUCUUGGUCGUCUAUAGCUCCAAUGCAAUGGCGCAGGUCCAGAUCUGGAGUAACAGGAUUAAGAAGAUUACUCUAUGUCGUUGGAGGAUAUGACGGAGCUUCAGAUCUAGCUACUGCGGAGUGCUACAAUCCUUUAAAUAAUACCUGGUCUUCCAUAACACCGAUGGGCACUAAGAGGUCUUGCUUAGGUAUUUGCUCAUUCGAUGGCCUAAUAUACGUUUGUGGUGGCUAUGACGGAGCCUCGUGUUUAAGUUCCAUGGAAAGAUUCGAUCCCCUAACCGGAGUAUGGUGCAGUUGUCCUGCUAUGAACACAAGAAGACGAUACUGUAGGAUAGCCGUAGUAGAGAAUUGUAUAUAUGCUCUUGGAGGAUUUGAUUCUACGAAUUAUCAAGCAUCGGUUGAAAGAUUUGAUCCAAGGGAGGGUACAUGGCAGUCCGUUCCAUCAAUGUCUUCUAGAAGAAGUAGUUGUGGUGUGGCAGCUUUAAACGGACAUCUUUAUUGCAUAGGAGGAAAUGAUGGUACAAUGUGCAUGUCAAGUGGAGAACGAUUUAACGUAAGAAGGAACGCUUGGGAACCUAUAACCUCUAUGAAUAGUAGACGGUCAACUCACGAGGUAGUAGCCAUAGAUGGUUUCAUCUACGCAUUAGGAGGUAACGAUGGAUCUUCUAGUCUAAACGCCGUGGAACAAUACGAUCCAAGGUCUAACAAAUGGGUUAUUAUAUCACCCAUGAGUACGAGAAGAAGUUCUGUUGGAGCAGCCAUUUUAGAAUGUAUAAAUAUUGAACACGUGUUAAGGCAGACUAUAAAUAGUUGA
Molecule: messenger RNA, 2050 nt
Organism: Psylliodes chrysocephalus
Lineage: Eukaryota; Metazoa; Arthropoda; Insecta; Coleoptera; Chrysomelidae
Source: the annotation of a GenBank genome assembly